GCUGUCGCAAACGUCGCCCACAUCUACCCGAGGCUUAUGACGAGAACGAGCAAUUAUGAGACAAGCUAUAAACCUUCCGCCCCAAGACAUCUGCUCACAACCCCAGUAAAAGCCCAAGGGAUUCGACUUGGACAUGAAACUUGACCAGCGAGGCGACAUCGCAAUCGCAGAGAUUGUCUUUUAUGUGCCCAUCCUAACCCUAUCCAUCGUUCUCUCAGUACGACAUGGCGCCACACGGAAAGCUGGUUGGAUCCUCUUCGCAGUGUUGUCAAUAGCACGGAUCAUCGGAGGCAUCACACAUGUACUCUCUGAACAAAACCCGAGCAACGUCACGCUUCAAGUCAUCUACACCAUAGUUGAGUCAGCUGGCCUGUCGCCACUGCUCCUGGCAACUCUGGGAUUCCUGAGCACGGUGGCGCAGUAUUCUCUCGACAACACGCCAUUCAUGGGCGUCCGCACAUUCCGCAUCCUACACCUUCUCGGCACGGCUGCGGUCAUUCUCGCCGUCAUUGGCGGAGUCAAUAUGAGCAAUGCGAAGAACGAACAUGAUCUUGACUCCGCCGCCACGCUCCGCCACAUAGGCGCUAUCCUCUUCGUCGUCCUCUACGCCUUCAUCGUCGCUGUCACGGCCUUCUGCUGGCUGAACCGCGAGCAAGUUCUGAAGUACAGACGCAAACUUCUCUUCACGAUCAUUGCAUCCCUACCCUUCCUCCUCGUCCGCGUCGCUUACUCCAUCCUCGGGGCGUUUGCGCCGUCUUCGUUCGGCUUCGACACCGAGGGCCACCUUAUCCCCGUCCAGUCAAACUCGGCACUCAGACACUUCUCGUCUUCGACCGGCGAUUGGGCGAUUUAUCUCGUUAUGUCCGUCCUCAUGGAGUGCAUUGUCGUGCUUAUCUACACCUCUGCCGGUCUUCGCUUGCCUCUGAAGCAGGACCUCGUAGACUAUCAGAGGGCGGAAACGCAUAUCCCCAUGAUGUCUCAAGAAGACGACUCGUACAAGUACGCACAGCCUUACUCGUACACACAACCUUACUCGCAGGAUCCUACACAGAGGGUAUAG
Molecule: messenger RNA, 1060 nt
Organism: Dichomitus squalens LYAD-421 SS1
Lineage: Eukaryota; Fungi; Basidiomycota; Agaricomycetes; Polyporales; Polyporaceae
Exons: 3
Coding region: 134-1060 (308 amino acids)
Source: RefSeq, a predicted model, not a curated record